GUAUCGGCAUUGACGACACGUUCGUGAUGCUGGCGGCGUGGCGCCGGACGCGCCUGCAGGACCCGGUGCCGGUGCGGCUGUCGCACGCCUACGAGGAGGCGGCUGUCUCCAUCACCAUCACCUCGCUGACCGACAUGUUCUCCUUCUGGGUGGGCGCCGUCACGCCCUUCCCCAGUGUGCAGAUCUUCUGCGUCUACACCGGCAUGUCUGUGGUGUUCACCUACCUGUGGCACGUGACGUUCUUCGGCGGCUGUAUGGCCGUGUUCGGCUAUCUGGAGGAGCAGGGUCGUCAUGGAGUGACCUGUCGUCCCGUGCUGCCCGUCUCCCAGUCAGAGGACAGAGGGUGCUGGUACCAGCUCUGCUGUUCCGGAGGAAUCUCCAAGUCGGACCCAUGGAACGAGAAGGACAAUAAGGAUCACAUCAUCAUGGUCUUCUUCCGGGACGGCGUGGCUCAACUCCUCAAUAUCCCGGCCAUCAAAGCGUUCGUCAUCAUGGUGUUCCUGGUGUACCUCGGCGUGGCCAUCUGGGGCUGCACCAUGGUCAGAGAGGGUCUGGAGCGACGCAGGCUCUCCAAGGACGACUCGUACUCAGUCCAGUUCUACGACGUCGAGGAUCUGUACUUCCGAGAGCAUCCGUACAGAGUACAGGUGAUCGUGCAGGGCAAGAUGGACUACUCCGACCCGGAGGUGCAGCGUCAGGUGGAGAAGCUGUUGCAGACGUUCGAGAACUCGACCUACAUCGAGGGCCGCUUCUACACCGAGUCGUGGCUUCGGGACUGGGUCAGCUUCGUGGAGACAAGCGCGCCCAUCCUCAACAUGAACGUCAGCACGCCUGAGCUCUGGCUGGAGGGAUACAAGACGGCGUUCCUGGGCGGCUCCAGCCCCAUCACACUCGACACGGCUUUCAACGAGAAGGGAGAGAUUGUCGCCAGUCGCUUCAUCAUCCAGACGCGGCACAUCAACAACACGCUCGAGGACAAGGACAUGAUGCUGGAACUGCGCCGCAUCUGCGAGGAAUCCGAGCUCGAGUGCUCCAUCUUCCAUCCGCUCUUCGUCUUCUUCGACCAGUUUGUGCUGGUGCGCACCGUCUCCAUCCAGUCCAUCUCGAUCGCCGCCGGCAUCAUGUGCGUCGUCUCCCUCAUCUUCAUCCCGAACCCGGUCUGCUCGCUCUGGGUGGCCUUCAGCAUCCUUAGCAUCGAGAUCGGCGUCAUCGGCUACAUGACCCUCUGGGGCGUCAACCUGGACAGCAUCUCCAUGAUCAACCUCAUCAUGUGCAUCGGAUUCUCGGUGGAUUUCUCGGCGCACAUCAGCUACGCGUACAUGGCGGCGCACGGGAAGACGGCCGAUGAGAGGGUUCGUCUGUGCCUGCACGCCCUUGGUCUACCGAUCCUUCAGGGAGGCUUCUCCACCAUCCUUGGCGUGGCCACGCUGUACUUUGCACCGUCCUACAUCUUCGUGACGUUCUUCAAGACGAACUUCCUGGUGAUCUUCUUCGGCAUGGUGCACGGCAUCUUCCUGCUGCCUGUGCUGCUGUCGCUCUUCGGGCCCGGCUCCAACUGCUGCGGCGGCGGCCACAUCCACGUCGAGCCCACGGAGGUGAAGCCGAACUCCCUGGCGGCGCUGCCGACCGCUGACGGCACGUUCUACGUCAACGGCGGCGGCCAGAUCGUCACCCUGCACGGGAAGGCGGGUGAAAUGCCGCCUCUGCGCAUCCCGCGGCCUCAGUCCAGCCGAACGUCGCGCACGGACUCGUCAGUCCGGCUCACCACCGGGGCCUUCACCGUGGCUGAGGAGUCGCCGCCAUCGCUGCCUAAGGUGGAUCAGACCGCCCUGGACAAGGACCUCGGUCUGGGCACCUCUGGCGAGGACAGUAUCGAGAGCAGCCUCUCCAAGGGCGCCUCCAAGAGCGCAGCGUCGGCCAGCGGCGGCCGACGCGCGCAUCGCACCAAGUCGGCGCCGCUCUCGCUGCUAGAGAUGUACAACAAUACCGGUUACGUGAGCGACGACGAGACGAGUAGCCCUCGCCGGCCGCGCGGCCACCGCGGCGGAGUGAAAUAACACAGCCCCGGAUAGCUAGACUACCAGCAACCGAGAGCUAGUCAGCCGCCGGAUUCGAGCGGCCCGCCACGCCGCGCCGGUGGCGCCCCCUUUACAGGGCGGGCGCUACAGAUGGCGCCAGUGUCACCCGACCGACCUCACCAGGUGGUCAACAAGGCGUGGCACAGCGCGGCUCGGGCGCUAGCCCUGAUGUUAUGUGUUGUCGCUCGCUGCUCACUCUGAUCGCUUUGUGUGAGCCUGUUCAGUCGCGACCUCGAGUGAAGCUGUGUCUCUGUGAGCGAGCAAUGAUGCACGUUGGCGCGUCCAUCAUCCGGAUCACUGAGGGACCAAGCCACGACAAGUACAUGUCGCGCCGUGACCUCGCAACGCCGGACGUUGCGAGACAUUGAGCAAGCUGACGGCGUGCCACUUGCCAAACCGCAGCGCCAGUGAGCAGACAAACCUGUGCUGCCAUCUAUGCGGAUCGUCGCUCAACCGAGAGACAGUGUAUGACCUCGGCCCGCUGCCUCGCGCAGCUUCACGGACAUUUGCGGGUGCGUUUGCUAAGAGUUAUUCAUUGCUGUGCUCGUGUGUAUCAUUCUCUGUCGUGCUGCCGGUUGCCAAACCUGCGCAUUUCACCGUAUGUUGACUCGUGAGUGGCUACCAGACGUACCUCUGGCCCGAGGUCGCUCAGUCGUCCAGCCACCGUCAGGGGCCGUGUCACCAGUCACCGCCGGCGCUGACGUCCUCUCAGUGACGUCAUCGCCGGCGGUGACGUCACUGGUCACCGAGUGGUGACGUCACAGGUCAUCAACCGCGGUGACGCCAGAGUACGUAUCGCAUACGCGGGAAAUAUAUUAUUUGUACAGUCUAA
Messenger RNA from Amphibalanus amphitrite, 2910 nucleotides. Its product is annotated as patched domain-containing protein 3-like. The annotation marks the transcript as partial. The transcript is spliced from 7 exons. The record is from RefSeq and is a predicted model, not a curated record. Lineage: Eukaryota; Metazoa; Arthropoda; Thecostraca; Balanomorpha; Balanidae. Gene Ontology annotation, cellular component: plasma membrane; cytoplasmic vesicle membrane.